Messenger RNA from Exophiala xenobiotica, 783 nucleotides. RefSeq lists its product as uncharacterized. The record is from RefSeq and is a predicted model, not a curated record. The transcript is spliced from 2 exons. The coding region runs from base 1 to 783 and encodes 260 amino acids. Lineage: Eukaryota; Fungi; Ascomycota; Eurotiomycetes; Chaetothyriales; Herpotrichiellaceae.
AUGAAGUUCACAACCCGGCCCGUGAGCACCGGCUUUCCCAUAUCCCGCCAUCAAUCAUACCCAACAUUCCCACCACCUCCAACUUCUCAACCCACUCGUCCACGCCAUCCAGCCUUACACCGCCUGCACAACUUCCGGACCAUAGCCCUCCCCAUGCUCCUGGCAUUGGUCUUCACGACGCUCAUCCUCAACGCCAUCUACGCCUACUGCGUCGCGAAACCGCACACCGACAUCGCCGAUCAACUGGCCAAAAACGGCACUGCAGAAGCUAACGGGUCCCUCUUCGGUCGACGCUCUACCUCUGUCCCCCUUCUAGCAAGAGAGGCAGCUCCCAUCACGACGUCGACCACCAACUCCGCCGAGCGGAGUGGCUCAGAAACAGCUCUCCUAUUCUACACCCUCCUCACCCCCACCCACCUGCGCUCGCAAACCUCCUACAAACUCCUCCUAUCAUUCACAACUCUCCUUACCGCGGGCUGGGUUACGGCACUCUCUUUCUGGAUGCACUGCGAACUCCCGCCGCUCAAUAAAUCCGGCCAAAAAGUCUGCCCAGCACAGGUUCGCGGGCACUUCAUGUACGGCAUCCACGAGGUCAGCAUUGCAAAGACUGCGGUGGGUUGGAUCGUGGCUGUGGCCUACGCGGCGCACACACUCGUCCUGGUUGGCGGGUACAAGUCGCAGCGUCGAAUAUGGAGACUCGCGAAUGGGAAGGGGGAGAUCGAGCACGGCGAGGCCGCGGAGAUUGUGGUUGGCAUUGAUAUGAAGGAUAUCAACUCUCGUUGA